AUGGACUACGAAGAACCAGGACAGGCCACACGAGAACUCACUACGUUUGUGCAGGGUCUCCUUCAAAACAUGCAGACUCGCUUCCAAGAAAUGUCGGAUACGAUUAUCACUCGUAUUGACGAAAUGGGCACCCGUAUCGAUGACUUGGAAAAGAACAUUGCGGAGCUCAUGCAACAGGCGGGUCCUGAUGAGGAAGCGGCUCAAACAGCUUCGGCCCCUAAAGAUAAGAAAAAGAGUAAGGGGAAAUAA
Messenger RNA from Trypanosoma brucei brucei TREU927, 249 nucleotides. RefSeq lists its product as hypothetical. Gene Ontology annotation, molecular function: transcription corepressor activity. The record is from RefSeq and is a predicted model, not a curated record. Gene Ontology annotation, cellular component: nucleus; cytosol. Lineage: Eukaryota; Euglenozoa; Kinetoplastea; Trypanosomatida; Trypanosomatidae. Bases 1 to 249 code for a protein of 82 amino acids. The transcript has a single exon. Gene Ontology annotation, biological process: cellular heat acclimation.